Molecule: messenger RNA, 2908 nt
Organism: Fragaria vesca subsp. vesca
Lineage: Eukaryota; Viridiplantae; Streptophyta; Magnoliopsida; Rosales; Rosaceae
Exons: 6
Coding region: 213-2636 (807 amino acids)
Source: RefSeq, a predicted model, not a curated record
GAGCAUCAUUAGCUUGUUGCUGUUUUUACCGUCGUUUUCAGAAAUGGUCGUCACAACAAAGAAGAAGAAGAAGAAGAAGAAGCUUCCUCUGUUGUUCAUUCCCAACGGACCUCUCCAACAAAAAGUCUCCUCCGUUAGGGUUCAUCGCUCGUGGAUUCUCCAUUCCAAGCAGCUGAAUGCUAAAGUUGGGGUUUCCUUGAUUUGAUACGGAAAUGCAUAAUUCCAAUCAGGACACGCAAGAUCUGAGGAUUAAUUCAGGCAUGGAUGAUUCUCCUGGGAUUACCAUUGAAUUUCUCCGGGCACGUCUACUGUCUGAAAGGUCUGUCUCUAGAAGCGCAAGACAAAGAGCUGAUGAGCUGGAAAAAAUGGUAGAAGAACUGGAGGAACAGCUUAAAAUUGUUUCUCUUCAAAGAAAAAUGGCUGAGAAAGCCACAGCAGAUGUUCUUGCCAUUUUGGAGAACCAGGGGGCAAGUGACAUUUCUGAGGAAUUUGAUUCAAGCUCUGAUCAUGAAACCUUCCAAGAAUCCAAAAUGGGUAAUAAGUCGAGAAAGGAAGAGGAGAAUUUUUUAAUUUCGGAGAGAAGAAAUGAGCACGAGGAAUAUUCAGGUUCCGACCUGGAUUCUUCUUCGAUACCUGGUAGAAACUUGUCUUGGAAAGGCCGCAUUGAUUCUCCGCGUUCUCGUGAAAAGUAUAAGGAACCAUCCAUCAGAAGACGUAGUACUUUUUCAGCCGUUGGUUCAUCUUCUUCAAGACAUAACCUUGGAAAAUCUUGUCGCCAAAUUAAACACCGAGAAACAAGGUCAGUAGUUGAACGCUCCAAGGAUGAACCAGCAAAGUUUGAUGAUUCUGAAGAAAAUGGAGUUGCUGCUUCUUCUGAAGGUCUUUCAAAUUUCUCAUACUGUGACCCUGAGAGAUUAAGAGAUGGCCCUGAAUCCCAAAAAGAGAAAUUUUUGUCGAAGGACGCACUCACAAGGAGUAAAGAACAUCAAAGGAAUGGUGACCCUAACUUCAAUGGGCAUGGGAGAAACAAGGACAUGGAAAGAGCACUAGAACAUCAGGCACAACUUAUUGGCCAAAAUGAAGAGAUGGAAAUGGCUCAAAGAGAGUGGGAAGAGAAGUUCAGAGAAAAUAACACCAGUACACCGGAUUCAUGUGACCCUGGGAACCAUUCAGAUAUCACUGAGGAAAGAGAUGAGAUGAAGACUCCAUUCCCUGCUGAGAUUAAUGCCUCCGAAGCCCAGGAGGCAAAGUCAGAGGCAAGAGAUUCUUGCCUGUUUGAGGAAAAGAUGAAAACACAGCUGAAUGGUUAUCUACCACCUUCGGAUGUAGAGAUGGGAGGCAUGCAGGAUCAAAUGAAUAGAAGCAGUGUUGCUUCUGCUUCACCAAUUCAAGAAUUUGCAUUCCCGACGGCAUAUGAAAGGCAAACUCAAGAGAGCCUAGAAAACAAUGCUCAUCAACCUUCACCUGGCUCCCAUCAUGACCCACUUUUGCUUGAAUCAUCCCACAACAGGUCAUCAGUUGUCUCGUCGGAUGGAGGCAGUAGUUUCCAUAAUGCUUCAGGGAGCAGAAAUGACCUGUAUGCAUUGGUGCCUCAUGACUCACAGGAACGGCUGGGUGGUGUACUGGAUGCACUUAAACAAGCAAAGCUAUCACUACAGCAAAAAAUUAUUAGAUUGCCUCUAGUAGAUGAUACAUCUGUUCAGGAAUCUAUUGAACCGCCCAUUCCUGCUGUAACAACUGGAAACAGAUUGGAUAUUCCUGUUGGGUGUGCUGGGCUUUUCAGAUUACCAACUGACUUUGCAGUUGAAGAAGCUGCGACUAAACAUAGCUACCUUGGUUUGGGAUCGUCCUUACCAUCUGCAAGAUAUUGUCCUGAUAAGGGGCUGGCAGCUUCUUCCACCGAUCAAUUUGUCACAAGCACUUAUGUGGAGACUAGACCACCCUAUCAUGUUGGUGAUCGAUUUGUUGCCAGCCCUUAUGUGGAGAAUAGACGAACAGUUUCUACUGGUGCUGGGGAUCUAGUUGUUGCCAAUCCUUAUGCGGAGACUAGAAGAUCUUUCUCUUCUAAUGUUGCAGGUCAAUUCGUCACCAGUCCCAGUAUUGAGGCUAGACCACCUUUUUCCAACAAUUUUGGUGAUAGAUUCGUUCAACGCCAUUAUGUUGAGAGUAGACCAACCUUUUCUACCAAUGCUGGUGAUCAAUAUGUCACAAGUCCUUACCUUGAGAUCAGACAACCUUUUUGUUCUGAUGCUGCCGGUCGAUUUGUCACCAACAGAAAAAUUGAGACUAGACCAAACUUUCCUGUGAAUGUUGCUGAUCAGUUUGUUACUAGCGCAUCUGGUGAGACCAGAUCAAGUUUUUCUGCUGAUAAUAGAUUUCAUGGUGGUCACUAUGCAGAAUCUUGGUCAAGAGUUUCUACGCCAAUUCCACAUUUUGAUCCCUACUUAGAUAUGAGCCAACCGUCAUCCAGAUAUACCAGUCCCCCCACCUAUCAGAACUAUCCUCCUUUUCCAGAUCCGAUGCUCUGGACCUCUGAUGAAGUAGUAGCAAGACCCUUUCCACAAAGGCCUGCUGGGUUACCCACAGAUCAGUUGUCAUCGUAUGAUGAUCCUGGUAGACCUAAUAUGUACAGAUAAUCGGAGUCUGUUAGUUAAUUACAGUGAACAUUAGCAGUGAGUAGUAGUUUGCUAGAUAGUUUUGAACUCCAGGACCUGGAUAUUUUCUUUCCGACGUUUCAUCUUUUUUGCUCUUUUUUCCCUCUUCCUUGUAUUUUCUGUAUUUAUUAAAAGAGAUUGAGGUUGUACACACAUCCAACACCCCAAUUAGUGCUCCUAAUUGGCUUCUGUCUCACCUUAAUUUUCAUGUUUCAUUCAAACAGUUCUCUCAUUUUCAGUACAUGUACACAUUC